AUGGGCGCUCACGACGAUUGCCCGCCUUUUGACAGAUUACUUCACGGAUCCACUUUGGAAGAGUUUCAGACAACCGAACAGCGAGUUCUUCUCGACACUAUCAGUCACGUGCGAAAAUGUGGUUUUGACAGUAUCCUGUCUCUGCCUCAGAUCGUCGUCUGUGGAGAUCAGUCUGCUGGGAAGAGCUCCGUGCUGGAAGCUCUGACUGAGAUUCCUUUCCCCAGAAACGACAACCUUUGCACCAGGUUCGCCACUGAAAUCAGUCUCCGCCGCGAGGCCGUCGACAAGAUCACUGUUAAGAUUGUUCCAGACAACAAGCGCCCUGAGCAUGAAAAAGAAAACAUAAAAGCCUUUUCCCAAUUUAUCAUUACCUUUGCUGAUUUGCCCAUUGUCAUUGAUGCAGCCAUGACGGUGAUGGGGAUUUCAGGAUCUGAUGACGCAUCGUCCACCAGCGCUUUUGCCAAAGAUACACUCAGUAUUGACAUUGAUGGCCCGGAUCGUCCUCAGCUAACCCUGGUUGAUAUCCCAGGUCUGAUUCAGACCUCUACCAAGGGUGUUUCAGACAAUGACGUUGAGAUAUUUGACUCCCUUGGCGAGCGAACACUUGGUGUGAUUACAAAGCCCGACAAACUCGAAGCCGGAUCUGGCUCCGAAAAGAAGUUUCUUGAGCUCGCCCGCAACGAGGACGUUUUCUUUCAGCUCGGUUGGCAUGUCAUCAAAAAUCGAAAGUUUGCCGAACGAAACUUCUUAUAUGAGGAGCGCAACGUGUCAGAGAUGAACUUUUUCCGCACCUCAAAUUUCAGAACCUUGUCACAAGAAACGUGUGGUGUUGACGCACUGCGCAUACGAUUCAGCCACCUACUCUACGAUCAUGUGAAAAACGAGCUUGCGCACCUAAUAGGAGAUUUCGAAGUGGCCCUAGAAUUAUCUGUAAAUGAACUUGAGCCUCUCGGGGAUUCACGAUCCACUGCUUUGGAUUGCCGCACAUACCUGACGCAGCUAAGCAUGGACUGCCAUGAAAUCUGCAAGGCAGCUUUGAACGGGCAUUAUGAGCACGAGUUUUUCAGAUCAGGCGGGGAAAAUGCGUUCAACCUGAAAAAUAAGAGCACCAUCGCUCGACUUCGUGCAGCCAUUCAGCACUGCAACAGCCAAUUCUCAGAAGGUAUCUGGACGAGAGGACAUAAAUACCAAAUUCCUGCAAUUUUGCACAUCGAAUCGGUCUCGGAAAUCACUGUGGAAGGUGAAACACCUGGACAAGCCAAGAUUGUCACCCCAGUACCAAAGAAGUUUUCUAGAAGCAAGGCAACAGAAUGGGUGAAACGACUUAUACAGCGCUCGCGAGGAACUGAGUUGUUUGGGAGCUUCAAUCCAAACGUGAUAGCUGAGCUUUUUUGGGAGCAAUUUCAGCCAUGGGCCAAGUUCGCCGAGUCCCACAUCGACCUGGUUAGCUACCUCUGCGAGCAGUUUUAUGAUAUCCUCCUCAAGAAGAGGGGAGCUAAGGAUGUUUCUUCUCGAAUAUGGUCUUUCCAAGUUAAAGACCGCCUUGAACAGCGUAAAUUGAAAGCUCGAGAGGAGCUGUGGAAGUUAAUAGAGGAUUUGAAAGGCUUUCAGAUCAACUACAACCACUACUAUACGGACAACCUCCACAAGACCCGUGAAGACAAGCUACGGAAGCAGCUUAAUGCUAUCAACCCUGCCCUACUUGAACACCGCUCCAGCAUGAACUGCAGCCGAGGCUCACAUUACGACAAGUUUGAUUUGGAACUAGUUGUUGGGACACUAUCCAAAGCCACCAGCGAGUCUAGCGUCGAUAUGGAGAAGGUUAGCUGCGAGGAGGCCCUGGAAUGUCUGCGCGCGAUUUACAAGGUCCAAUUGAAGGUUUUUGUUGCCAAUGUCACCAAUCAGGUGAUCGAGCGCCACAUGCUUCGCGGUUUUGAACACGUUUUCUCCCCCCUAGUCGUGGCAGCUAUGAACGACAUUGAAGUCAAGUCCGUUGCCCUGGAGAGUUCUGCAAUACAUCACCAGCGCAAGUUUUUAUUAGACCGUAUAUCCAAGCUUGAGGAGAGCCGUGGCAUCUUUCAAAAUGCAGUGGCGAUGUUAUAGAUUGUUUUA
This is a messenger RNA of Pyricularia pennisetigena, 2112 nucleotides long. RefSeq lists its product as uncharacterized. Gene Ontology annotation, molecular function: GTPase activity; microtubule binding; GTP binding. Gene Ontology annotation, cellular component: microtubule; cytoplasm; membrane. Bases 1 to 2103 code for a protein of 700 amino acids. The transcript has 4 exons. Lineage: Eukaryota; Fungi; Ascomycota; Sordariomycetes; Magnaporthales; Pyriculariaceae. The record is from RefSeq and is a predicted model, not a curated record.